AAAAACAAUAAAAACUUUUUCGACGGAAACAUUGAAGUAAGAUCCUUUUUGACAGACAAGAUAUUAAAAAUAUAAUAAACCACUAAACAUAGACCAACAUGGCAUUCAAACGCACGUCCCGUCCAGAUGUGACAAGUGCCGCGAAAAUGGGAUAAAUUACUUAUUUUAUUUUGUGCAAAUAAUACCUCAUACAAAGAUGGCACCAUCUCGGUCAAUCGGUGCACAGCCAUCCCGGCACAGUUCAGAUAACUCCAAACCACUCUUUAUGUCCGCAUCUCCCAAAGAGUAUAAGAAAUGGACGAAACCACAUCAGGAGCGGGCCAGCACGUCGAACAGCAAGAACACGCGGGACAUGAGUCGGGUGGUGACGCGCGACUGGACGCGCCCGCCGCCCAGCACGCCGGGCGACAACAUGCGCCCGCCCGAGGACGUGCGCUUCCAGAGGGUCUCCGUCACCGGGAUACACGUCACGGGAGUGCCCCUUGAGGAGCUGAUCCGCGCGGCGACCCUGCUGCUGGAGGCGCUCACGUUCCGCCAGCACUACAUGCACGCGUCCAACCAGAGCUUCUCGCCACUCCUGGACAUGUACCUCAGCAAACAGAAGAAGCGCGAAAAGUAUUCUUCCUACAAGCUCGCCACCGUAGACUACACAGAUCCUUCAUCCGUCAAUUUGGACAAUUCAGGUAUGUUCACGGAGCGGUACAUGCAGCUGAGGACGUACUCCUCGGACGAGCUGCUGAGGUCCCUGGCGCAUGAAAGUCAUCACAACUCCAUCUCCAGAUCGCUUUCGAGCAGAGGGACUCCGCUGAAAUCUGCGGACGCUUUGCGAGGCGUCGCUGAAAGCUACGAGGAACUGCCGACGAUCGCUGACGGCGUUAUGUACCUGGACCCGUGGGGAUGCCCGAACCCCCCGGACCGGCACUACCGGCACAUGUGGCACGAGGGCGUGAUGCUGCUCUACCGCAACCAGGUCGACCUGGAGGCGUCGCGGCCGCUGCCCUACGAGUACGUGCCCUUCAAGCAGUACGUGGAGGACCUCAACCAUCUCCAGUCCAUGAUCUCCGAUGGACCACUCAGGUCAUUUUGUUUCCGGCGAUUGUCAUAUCUGUCGUCGAAGUUCAAGAUGCAUGUGUUGCUGAACGAGCUGCACGAGCUGGCGCUGCAGAAGGCCGUGCCGCACAGGGACUUCUAUAACGUCAAAAAAGUGGACACUCACAUCCACGCAGCUUCCUGCAUGAAUCAGAAACAUCUGCUGCGUUAUAUAAAGCGCACGCUGCGGACGCAGGCGGAUGAGGUGGUGACCCUGCACGACGGCAUCCCCAUGACGCUCAAAACCGUAUUCGAAGAUAUGCAGCUGGAAGCCUACGACCUCAAUGUGGAUAUUUUGGAUGUCCAUGCGGACCGCAAUACGUUCCAUCGCUUCGACAAAUUCAACGCUAAGUACAACCCUGUCGGUGAGAGCAGACUGAGGGAGGUGUUCCUCAAGACAGACAACUAUAUGAACGGGAAGUACUUCGCUGGUAUCAUUAAAGAGGUGAUGGCUGAACUUCAGGAGAGCAGGUACACAUACGCGGAGCCUCGGAUUUCUAUCUACUGCAAGCGACAGAACGAGUGGAACAAGCUGGCCUCGUGGGCGCUGAGGCAUGACGUGCACUCGCCGCACAUCCGGUGGCUGGUACAGGUGCCCAGGCUUUAUGAUAUCUACCGGUUCAAGAAGUUGUUGAAGAACUUCCAGGAGUUCUUGACGAACCUGUUCGAGCCGCUCUUCCUCGUCUCCAUAAACCCGAGCUCCAACCCUGAUCUGCACAAAUUUCUAACGCACGUGAUCGGCUUCGACAGUGUGGACGACGAGUCGAAGCCGGAGAACCCUAUCUUGGUGGAGAGCAUGAAGUCACCGGAAAAGUGGGAUGAUGAGGAGAAUCCGCCCUACGCCUACUACCUGUACUAUAUGUACGCCAACAUGACCAUUCUCAAUCACAUCAGAAAAGAGCAAGGCUUAAAUACGUUUGUGCUUCGUCCCCAUUGUGGCGAGGCGGGACCAGCCACGCAUCUCAGCGCCGGUUUCCUGCUCUCUGAGAAUAUUUCUCACGGGCUGAUGUUAAGGAAGGUCCCGGUGCUGCAGUACAUGUACUACCUGGCACAGAUCUACAUCGCGAUGUCCCCGCUCAGCAACAACUCGCUGUUCCUGCGCUACCACCGCAACCCGCUGCCGGACUUCUUCGCGCGCGGCCUGCGGGUCACGCUCAGUACUGACGACCCGCUGCAGUUCCAUUUUACUAAGGAGCCGCUGAUGGAGGAGUAUAGUAUCGCAGCGCAGGCGUGGAAGUUAAGCUCAUGUGACAUGUGCGAGUUGGCCAGGAACUCCGUGCUUAUGUCCGGGUUCCCGCACGAGAUGAAGCAGCACUGGCUGGGGCCGGAGUACCUGAACGAGGGUCCGGAGGGCAACGACAUCACGCAGACCAACGUGCCCGACGUGCGCAUCUCAUACCGCCACGAGACGCUCAUGGACGAGCUGGGGAACCUCUUCAGGGCUCCAGUCUAGCACGACGAGGGGAAAACAUUUAUAAAACAUCUGUAAAUUGAAUAUUUAGGUCCAGUAUACACAAUAGUCGCGGCACUAUCCUAUUAUCAAUGUACA
Messenger RNA from Trichoplusia ni (cabbage looper), 2638 nucleotides. RefSeq names its product AMP deaminase 2-like. The coding region runs from base 197 to 2542 and encodes 781 amino acids. Lineage: Eukaryota; Metazoa; Arthropoda; Insecta; Lepidoptera; Noctuidae. Gene Ontology annotation, cellular component: cytosol. The record is from RefSeq and is a predicted model, not a curated record. Gene Ontology annotation, molecular function: AMP deaminase activity. The transcript has 17 exons. Gene Ontology annotation, biological process: IMP salvage; AMP metabolic process.